AUGGCAGACGACAUGUACAAAAAAGAUACAGGAGGAGGGUAGUACAUAGCUCAGUAAGCGUACGAGCAAAGAAGACAACGACAAUGGUGGCCGUUUAUCGAAUUCUUUUUCCCGCCAUAAUCUUAUCAUCUCUAUUGGACCUCACAUCUGCAGAUCAACAGAGCAACCGCCACCUGCUUCUCCAAUUGGACGAGGCCAAGCUCAAGAUCUCUCAGUUAGAAUCUUCUCUCGAGGAAAUCAUCCAAAAGGUAAAUGCUAGAGAUGUUUAUCUACUGGAGAGAGAGAAUCAAAUUCAGGAGAUGGAGAAGAAGAUAAACGAUCUGCAAUCUGCUCGUUCUAAUUUGAAGGGAGCUUCAUUGCCUGUUGAUGAUAGGAUUAAAUUGCUAGAAGAAGAGGUGCGAGUUCUAUGGGAGACUUUGAGAAAGAACAACUUCGAUCUUCAUGUUUUAGAAUCUAAAGCACAAGAAGCUGACGACAGAUUAGAAGCAGUAACUUUGCAGGUUGAGAGGAUGGCGGGCAUAGUGUCAGAGCAGUGGAUCCAAAUUCAACAGUUUGAGCAGGCUCUUCAACUCAGAGAAAUGACCAUAUCAAAGUACCAGAGGCAAAUGAGGGCUUCCAGGUGCUCAUUCUUGAAGUUCGCGAAAAACCUUUCCAACAUAUAUCUUCCAAAGUCUCUAGGGCCAAUGGGUUCAUAUUUAUUUGGUGAAGAUUCUACCUUGGGACCUUACAUUUCACGAACCUUACAUUUGUUAAAGAGGUUAUAUUCAACAGCAAAAGAGUACCACCAUGAGCUGCAAGGUUUCGUCAAAGCUGAAAUGGACAGGCAUGAGUUCACCGCAUAUCUUGCCAAUGAGGAACUAAUAUUUUUUGUGACAAAACGAAUCAACACUCAUGGCUUUGAGUUUUGUGAAAACCCCAGGCUUCUGCUUUGAUCAUCUUCCCAGUAUUGAGCGCUUGGAUGUUGCUUUCAUCGCAAUUACAGUAGUCGAGAAUUUUACUCCUGGAGGUGGCAGCCUGUAUUCUAUGGUGGAGGAAAGGAUAAUGCUCAAGCCGCUACCCAACCCCUCUUCCAAUUUAUGUAGGUUUUGUGAGGAGCAAAAAUGUGGCUUCAUCUCUGUAUUAGUUCUAUGGAUCCUUUUGUAAUUUUGUUUCCACCAUCACUGCUGCUUCUCCUAAUAGCUUCACAACGUCUACCUAUAUAUGCCCAUUUUGGUUGGGUUUUUGUCUUUUUGACAUGAAAAGCUUUACCAUUAGGUGUAUUAGAUUCUAAUUUCUGAAUGUAACACCAUAUGCUAUGAACUGUACAGAAUGGACAAUCUGAGUUGCAAUUUUAAUGUCUGUGAAAUGGUCUGAUCUAAAGAUUAUCAA
This is a messenger RNA of Jatropha curcas, 1368 nucleotides long. NCBI's taxonomy places the organism in Eukaryota, Viridiplantae, Streptophyta, Magnoliopsida, Malpighiales, Euphorbiaceae. The record is from RefSeq and is a predicted model, not a curated record.